AUGUAGUACAAUUGAAAAAGUUUAGUAUUGUGGUAAGCAUGGAGUCUUCAGAUUCGUCGGACGAAGAGUUGAUGGUGGUUGUAAGUGCUCUAGAAGCAGAGGAGAAUGAAAAAAAGCGAAAGAGGAAAAUGUGGGUUCAUCCUAUUAAUAUGAAAAGAUCAACACUGGGAGAAUUUCAUCACUUGUUCCAAGAUUUACAGAGAGACGAGAUAAAAUUUUUCCAGUAUUUUAGAAUGUCUGCGCCAAAGUUCGCAGAGUGCGUAAAUUUAUUGGAAUCACAAUUAACUUUAGAAAACACUACAUUUCGUAAAGCAAUUAGUAAAGAAGAGCGACUUGCUGUGACCUUAAGAUUCCUGGCAACGGGCGAUACAUUCAGAACAAUAGCAUUCAGCUAUCGACUUGGGGAAACAACAGUUCGAAACAUCGUACACACAACUUGCGACGCCAUUUGGAAGAUCAUGGGCCCGUUAGUAAUGCCAUCACCUACAAAAGACAUGUGGGAGGAGAAUGAAAAGUUCUUCAGAUCGUUGUGGAACUUCCCUAAUUGUUUAGCUGCAAUCGAUGGCAAACACGUCAUCACUGAUAAACCACCCAAUAGUGGAUCUUUAUAUUUCAAUUAUAAGAAAUCAUUUAGUGUAAUUCUGCUUGCAUUUGUUGAUGCGCAUUGCAGAUUUACUGCAGUUGAUGUAGGUGCGUAUGGACGAAGCAGUGAUGGAGGAGUGUUUGCUAAUUCCACAAUUGGUAAAAAAAUAUUAAGCAAUGCUUUAGACAUUCCAGAACCUAAGACCUUACCCGGAUGCAAUUUACGUCUUCCACACGUUUUUGUAGGAGACGAAGCGUUCCCUCUUCAUAACAAUUUAAUGCGCCCGUAUCCAGGUCGGCAGUGUCUAAACAAUGAAGAAGUGAAAAUAUACAAUUACAGACUUAGUAGAGCUCGACGCGUCUCUGAAAACGCUUUCGGUAUUUUAGUCAAGAGAUUUAGGAUUUAUCAACGUCAUUUACAAAUAGACCCAGAUAAGUUAGAUAAAGUGAUUUUAGCAACAUGUUGCUUACAUAAUUUUUUGCGAAAUGACACUUGUCAUUGGACUGAAGAACAACAUGAAACUAUUGUACGUCCAGAAGGCAUCGAAAAUAUUCCAGGAAUAGGGGGAGCGUCCACAACAAAUGCAAUGGGCGUCAGAGACUCAUUCAAAAAUUAUUUUAAUUCACCAAAUGGUUCGGUAUCGUGGCAAACUGAAAUGGUGCGCAGAGGAAAAAGAAAUGUUACAUAAAUUAAAUAUAUUGUAUACUUUACUUGAAAGAUUACGAGAUUGAAUAAAACUAAAAACUAA
Messenger RNA from Photinus pyralis (common eastern firefly), 1331 nucleotides. RefSeq names its product protein ALP1-like. NCBI's taxonomy places the organism in Eukaryota, Metazoa, Arthropoda, Insecta, Coleoptera, Lampyridae. The record is from RefSeq and is a predicted model, not a curated record. The transcript is spliced from 2 exons. The coding region runs from base 39 to 1271 and encodes 410 amino acids.